Striga asiatica is the source of this 3948-nucleotide messenger RNA. Lineage: Eukaryota; Viridiplantae; Streptophyta; Magnoliopsida; Lamiales; Orobanchaceae. The record is from the annotation of a GenBank genome assembly.
AUGUAUAAAAGAACAAAUGCAAAUCUCUCCCGCUGUGAGUCAUGGUGCCAAACGGCGGGAAAUCAGACAAUCUCCCUCCUCGAAAACCCUAAAAAAUUCAUAUGUGCAGACGGGAAAACAAACAGUGACGGGCGACAGGUUGCAAUUUAUCUCGCCAUGGCCGAUGCCGCAUUGCCUUCAUCUGCUGAUUUAUCCGUCCCGAAGCUGAACCCGGCAUUGGACGAGCGCGAAGAGGAUGAAUUUCAGAGAGGCAAUGCUCCCCUCAAGUACAUCUCGCUCUGCGAUGUGUACUCCGCCACCUCUCCUUGCGUCACCUCUAGGGGAUCCAAAAAGGUGAAGGCUGCUGCUCGCAAACCGCCCCAGAUGAAUGGCCACGACCAGUUCAAACAGCCGCACCCGAUCGCGGUGAACCCUACACUGACUCAUGUUUACUUCAGGCGGCGGACGAGAAAAGAGAGAGAACCCUCUUUCUUCGAGAGUUUUGUCCACAAGCUGGAAGAACUGGAGGCUGAUGGCGGAGAACAUCUGGAAAGACGGAUUAAGCGGAGGAAGAUGGGAAGUGAUGUAGGGUUGGGUGAUAGAUCAGACAACAUUACUCGGAACGAUGUUGGUGAAAGUAACAUCUCCUUGAGUGAUAGCACGGAGAAAAAUAUUUCUAGCAUUGUUCGCAAAAAUAAGAACACUGUUAGCAAAAUCAGUCAUUGCGAGAACAGGAAACGGAAAAACGAUGUUUCGGAAUCUGAUUUGGAAAAUUCUAUGGCGACUGGGACGAAGAACUGGGUCUGGUUGAGCUUUGAGGGUGUUCAUCCAGAGAAAUUUAUUGGGCUACACUGCAAGGUAUAUUGGCCACUCGAUGCAAGUUGGUAUUCUGGCCAUAUAGUUGGUUACAAUCCCGAGACUGGCCGACACCAUGUGAAGUACGAGGAUGAAGAGGAAGAAAAUCUGAUUUUAUCAAAUGAACGAAUAAAGUUUCACGUCUCUUUUGAGGACACACAGAGACUAAAGCUGAAAUCCCAUAACAAGAAGCCAGAUUCUGAUGGGAUUGAUGUGGAUGAGAUGAUGGCAUUAGCAGCUAGCCUGGAUGACUGCCAGGAGAUUGAAAUUGGGGACGUUAUUUGGGCUAAACUCACUGGGCAUGCUGUAUGGCCAGCAAUUGUGUUGGAUGAAUCUCAGGUCGGUCAACACAAGGGUUUAAAGAAACUUUCUAGUGAAAAAUCGGUCCUUGUACAAUUCUUUGGUACCCACGAUUUUGCUAGGUAUCAUUAUCGUUUUGUUUAUGAUUUGUUCCCUAGUGUAGACUCCUGGGACAGUUACUGGAAUAUUGAAAUCUGGGUGGAUAUUGAUGAGACAUAUUAUAUCGGUGAUGCGGAAACAAGUUAUUUCUUUCCUGAAGGGCCUCGUUUCAUCUUUUCAUUCAAAGUGCAAGAAGCCAACAUUUGUUCGAGGAUUAGAAGAAGCAAAAAUCUGCUGCUUAUUGAGCUAUCUGUUUGCCGAUCAUUUUCCUUCUGUCCCCACUCCAAGGAUAUGUUUCUUACUGAACAUAGGCUCCCGAAAAGAAUGCUUCAGCUGCGAGAUGGCGUUGAUACUGAUAUGGAUAAUGGUAAAAGUGUAGAUGCUGAAGAUAAUGAGGGUUCAGGUGAUGACGAAUGCAUGAGCCAUGAAGAAAUAAGCAAGAAACUUCUUGAUCUAAAAAGCUGCCCCUUGGAAGAUGGAGAGUUGCAUAUAAUAAGCCUUGGAAAAAUUGUCAAGGACACCUGUAAUUUCCAAGAUGAGAAAUUAAAAUGGCCUGAGGGAUAUACUGCUGUGAGGAUGUUUCCUUCGAUAACAGAUCCAAGCGUUAAUGCUUUAUAUAAGAUGGAAGUACUAAGAGAUGUUGACUUAAGGUUAAGGCCUCUCUUUAGAGUUACGGCAGAUAAUGGAGAAGAGUUCACUGGCCCAACCCCAUCUACUUGCUGGAACAACAUAUACAAAAGGAUCAGGACAUCACAAAUCAGAAAUCGAGACUAUAAAGCAGAUCAAAGUUUUGCGUCUGGCUCUUUUAUGUUUGGUUUUUCUCAUUCAAAAGUUUCCAAACUCAUAAAGCCUUCUAACGUGAAAUAUUUGCUUCAGGAGUACGAGAAUAAUCUGUUUCUUCAGUGUGAUAAAUGCAGGAUGAUGGUUCAUGCUAGAUGUUAUGGAGAACUUGAGCCUACUGGUGGCAUUCUUUGGUUAUGCAACUUAUGUCGUCCUGGAGCUCCUGAAUCUCCUCCUCGAUGCUGCCUGUGUCCUAUAGUAGGAGGUGCUAUGAAGCCCACUACUGAUGGGCGCUGGGCUCAUCUUGCUUGUGCCAUAUGGAUUCCAGAAACCUGUUUAUUUGAUGUGAAGAAGAUGGAGCCUAUUGAUGGGCUUUCUAGAAUCAACAAGUGCUCAAACAAUAAUUGCCGCGUGGCAUAUCAUCCUCUCUGUGCUCGUGUUGCUGGCUUUUGCCUUGAGCCCGAGGAUAAGGAUAGACUGCAUUUGAUUCCUUUUGACGAGGAUGAGGAGGAUCAGUGCAUUCAACUACUCUCUUUCUGCAAGAAGCAUAGGCCCUCAUCUAAUGAACGUUUGCCUUUUGAUGAACAAUUUGGACAAAAAACCAGUGAAAAAGUAGAAUUUAUCCCACCGAUAAAUCUCUCUGGUUGUGCUCGUACUGAGCCUCUUAUAUUUUCCAAAAGGCGGGGAAGAUACGAUCCUGAGGUCCCUUCUGCUUCUUUCAAGCGCUUGUAUGUGGAGAAUCAGCUGUACCUGAUUGGUGGGUGCAGCCCUCGUAUGCCAUUAUGGAAUGCAACGUCCUCCGACAAAUUCGGUGGUUCUAAAUACUCUACUCACCUUCAGAAGCUACAAAUUUUGCAACUCGAACCAUCUGGAAAGAUUCUUUCUCUGGCCGACAAGUACAACUAUAUGAGAGAUACUUUCCGAAAGAGACUGGCAAUUGGAAAGUCUGGAAUACAUGGUUUUGGUGUCUUCACCAAAGUUCCACAUCGAGCUGGAGACAUGGUAAUUGAAUAUAUUGGAGAAAUCAUUCGGGCUCCAGUAGCUGACAGGAGAGAGCAUUUGAUAUACAAUUCAUUAGUGGGAGCGGGAACAUAUAUGUUUCGAAUUGAUGAUGAGCGUGUUAUAGACGCGACCCGGGCUGGAAGCAUAGCACAUUUGAUUAACCAUUCAUGUGAACCAAAUUGCUAUUCAAGAGUGAUUCUUGUCAACGGUGACGAUCACAUAAUCAUUUUUGCUAAACGAGAUAUUAAACAGUGGGAAGAACUGACUUAUGACUACAGGUUCUUGUCAACUGAUGAACGGCUAGUUUGCAGCUGUGGAUCUUCUAGAUGUCGAGUGAAUUGCAAGACUGGCAAGGAGAAUAACAGAGGUACAUUAGAUUUUCCCAGUAAUAUGAGAAAUGCAUUUUGUUGGCGAAUUUGUGGAGAGGCUAAUAAUAUCAUGUACUUGUACUCCGGUGAACAUUGUUUAGCACUUAUUCAGAAGGGCGAAGGAACGACCUAUUAUUUUCUCUUGUCUAAUUCGCAUCAUAUAUUGGAAACUAUGUACAGGACCAAUAAGGAUUUGCAAUUUGUUCUGUAGAAAAAGGAGGGGGAAAAAAAAAGGUAAAAUGUACCCUUGUAUGAGAUUGUGACAUUUAGAACUGGCAGAAAUGCAUCGAGGUGUGUAACUAUUUUAAUAUUUUUUUUAUUUAGAAAGGAAAACCACAGUUGGAGGGGGAAAAAAAAAGGUAAAAUGUACCCUUGUAUGAGAUUGUGACAUUUAGAACUGGCAGAAAUGCAUCGAGGUGUGUAACUAUUUUAAUAUUUUUUUUAUUUAGAAAGGAAAACCACAGUUGGGCAUCUUUUUUUGCCCAUUUCCAACUUCUACGAUUGGCUAAUGUAUCAAAAUGAUUAAUGUAGUUGCUAUUUCUUACGACUAGGAAGACUAGGAAAG